This is a messenger RNA of Dendrobium catenatum, 1053 nucleotides long. RefSeq names its product zinc finger protein ZAT4-like. Lineage: Eukaryota; Viridiplantae; Streptophyta; Magnoliopsida; Asparagales; Orchidaceae. The coding region runs from base 1 to 1053 and encodes 350 amino acids. The transcript has a single exon. The record is from RefSeq and is a predicted model, not a curated record.
AUGGAAACGCACUUCUGCAAAAUUUGCAAACGAGCUUUCCCCAAUGGUAGAUCCCUUGGAGGCCAUAUGAGGUCUCAUAUCAUGACCAAAUCUUCCUUCAAUUCCAAGGGAAGCUCGGAGAGCAGAUAUGGACUCAGAGAGAAACCGAAAAAAUCGCGGUGGUUUGAUGAUGAGGAUGUGGAGCUGGAGGAGAAAGAGACAUGGAGCACUGGAGUUGAUGAUGAUCAAGAAGAAGAACUGGAGGUGAUAACAGAAUGCAAAGAGCCUAGAAACAAGAGACAGGGAAUGAGAUUAAAGCUGGUUGAAGCAAUCUCUGCUUCUUCUUCCCCGGCACCUUCCUCACCAGAGUAUGGUGCCAUGUGUCUGAUGAUGCUCUCGAGAGACGCAGGCUCUUUUUCAGACGGAAAUGAGGUGAAGAGAUCUGAAUCUGAUAUUUUGAAGAUUGGGAUCAAGAAAGUUGACCCCUUUCCUUCUGAAUCUGGGUUUCAUAUCGGAGAUGAUGAUGAUGAUGAAGCUGAAUUCAAGGAAGAUGUGAAUUUUGCUUCUGUUUUUGAAUCUGGGAACACGAGGAAAUCAAGAAAAAGGUAUUUCGCUGCUGGAAUUGAGAAUUUUAGCAAGAGAAGUAAGUAUGAGUGCGCAAGCUGCAACAAAAGCUUUCAUUCCUAUCAAGCUCUAGGAGGCCACUGUGCAAGCCAUAAAAAGAUCAGAGUGGAUUCUUCCUCUGUUUUAGCAGCGGUUGCCGAAAAUCUUAUCUCUCAGAAAUUUAGAAGUUAUGAGUGCCCAAUUUGUGCAAAAGUUUUUCCUUCAGGGCAAGCUCUGGGUGGUCAUAAGAGAUCACAUUUGAUUGCAGGAAAUUCUGCAGCUUCGGCUGCCACUGUUUCUGCGGCAGUAAUUGAGAUUGAGCAGAAGAAUUCAGAGCUGAACUCACUGGAUCUCAACCUUCCUGCUUCAGAUUAUGAAAUUUGUGACAGUUUUGAUUCUAAUAGAAGCAUUGAAGAAAAAAAGUUUACAGCUUUUCAGGAAAGUAGCAGAUUUGCAGCAUUCAUGAUGUGA